UUCCCCCAACGCUCCUUACCGGCAAAAGUUCAACGUUCGACAGUCGCACAAUGAAGCUUCCCGUCCUCGCAGCCGCCGCCGCCGCCGCCCUCCCUACCAUCGCUGCCCACAAACCCAAUCUCCCCCGCCAGGGCCCUGCCUCUUCAGGCUCAGCAGCUACCUCUAGCACGUUUUCCGUUCCCGGAUACGCCCCAGGCGUUAGCGUCGCGAGCAGCUUCAGCACCUUGCCCACAGUAUCAUGGUCUCUCCCCUCCGUCAACCCGACCGCGAUCCCACUGUCAGACAUCGUGCCUGGGACUAUCACGACUCAGUCGACGCUAGGUGCAACCACGACUUUCCCCGCCGGCAGCACGCCAACGGGCAUCCCUAAUGCCCCACCCAUGCCCAACUGGCAGACGUUAUCCCCCGCUAAUUACCCAGCGUUGGAUAAAACCCCUCCGACUGAUUCGCCCCAGGUUCAGCAAUGGAUUCAAGAUGUCCAGAACUCUGGUAUUGCGAUCCCUGACUUCCAGCCCACUCAGCCCGGUGGCUGCCCCGCCAACCUCGAGCUCGCUUCUAACGAGACUUUGUGCUGGUGGACAUGUACUGGUUGCACCGCUAGCACUGACAUCACGACCUGCCCCACCAAGCUCACUUGGGGUGUCACUCAUGAUGAUGGUCCCUCUCCGUACACACCCAACCUCUUGCAGUACUACAACCAGAACGACCUUACGGGGACGUUUUUCUGCAUCGGCUCUCGUGUCAUCUCUUAUCCUGCUAUCCUCCAGGAAGAAUACAUGGCCGGUAACCAGAUUUGCGCCCAUACUUGGUCCCAUCCAUACAUGACCACUCUUACCAAUGAGGAGAUAAUCGCGGAGCUCGGCUGGUCGAUAAAGGUCAUCAAGGAUGUCCUUGGUGUGACUCCUCUUUGCUGGCGCCCCCCUUACGGUGACGUCGAUAACCGUGUACGCGCUAUCGCCACGGCCAUGGGCUUGGAGACCAUCAUCUGGACACGCGUCAGCCCUACGGUGACUUUCGACACUGGCGACUUCAACAUCCCUGGUGACACGAUUUCUCCCUCGCAGGUGCUCCUGAACUGGGAAAAUAUCAUGGGCAACGCGACCAUCAUCAACACGGGCUUCAUUGUGCUUGAGCAUGAUCUUUUCGCGCAGACUGUCGACAUGGCAGUAGGCUAUAUUCUUCCCGCUGCACUCGCGUUCCAGCCCAAGCUUACCCUGAAGCCCGUCAUCGAAUGCCUAGGCUUCACCUUGGCGGAUGGCUACCUUGAGACAAACGACAACACGACGCACCCGUUGCCCACCAGUUCCUUCUCCAACGCACCUUCAGCGACCGGCGCGGCUGGCUCUGCACAAGCUUCUGCUAGCGGCAACGCUAGCGGCGGCACCACGAAUCCAACAGGUGGCGCGGCGUCUGUCGCCACCAACAACGCGUUGUUGGCGGCCGGCACGGCUGCCGCCGCGAUUCUCGCUGCCCUCGGCACAUUGUUGUAAUCUCGCCACGUCUUCAUUAAUGCACGCGCACGAGCUGCACGUCAUCCGCACGGUAGUGGCAUUUAUGUCAUGCCAUGCCUCGACCCUUUCCGACUAGAACUUACUCCUCUUCAUCUGGACCCUAUGCUAUCCGUCUCUCGGUUUUUGGCACUGCCUUCUGCUUCGUCGAAUUAUUAGUCCCUGCAACGUCAUCUCCAAGAUUCCUCCUAGGACUGUUACCCUUGUCGUCACACUUAUUACAUGGACCCCUUUUAGUACGCCACCGUGAGAUGGUAUAUACCGUCCAAUGUACCUAUUUCCUUCACUCGUUCCUUGGACAACUUUCCGCCGUGCGGCCCGAGGACGUGUAGCGUAGCGUAGUGAGCCAGCAGAGAAACGUCAUAGUAUCUGAGAUUG
Messenger RNA from Phanerochaete carnosa HHB-10118-sp, 1886 nucleotides. Its product is annotated as carbohydrate esterase family 4 protein. Gene Ontology annotation, biological process: carbohydrate metabolic process. Lineage: Eukaryota; Fungi; Basidiomycota; Agaricomycetes; Polyporales; Phanerochaetaceae. Gene Ontology annotation, cellular component: membrane. The record is from RefSeq and is a predicted model, not a curated record. The coding region runs from base 51 to 1490 and encodes 479 amino acids. Gene Ontology annotation, molecular function: chitin deacetylase activity. The transcript has 4 exons.